AUGUCACUCUUUAGCUAUCUAGAAAGUCCGAAUGCAAACCUGAUUUGUUGCAUAUGUCGUGCACCGUUCACGGAUCCCACAACCACCCGCACCUGCGCACACACUUUCUGUCGCGAAUGCAUCAUCCAUUCCCUAAAUCACUCGCCCCAAUGUCCUGUGGAUCGUUCUCCACUCAGUCUAUCCGAUCUGGGGCCAGCCAAUCCCAUAAUUAGAUCACUGGUGGAUGAGCUCCUUGUGGCAUGCGUACAUCGCAUAGAGGGAUGCACGUAUACUAGCCAGAGACAGCUCCUUGCAACUCAUUUAAAGGACGAAUGCUCGCACAGCCAGGUGGUAUGCACGCACAAGGACUGCGAGGAGAUGCUGAAGAGGUCCGAAUUACCAAGGCAUAUCCAAGAGACGCAUCAGAAUGCAUCCGAGGAAGAGGAAACUUCACCAACUACUCAGAAAUCGACUCCUGACAACGAUGAUAAAACGUCGAACGAAUGCCCACAUUCCAUUUACGGAUGUCCUUACGAUGGGCCAUUGGCAUCCACAGACCAUCUUCUUACAUGUCCUUAUGAAACUAUCAAAGACUUUUUCCCCGCCAACACUGCACGUUUAUCGCUUCUUACAGAACAGAAUCUCUUGAUGCGACAUCGCAUGGAAAGCUUGGAAGGAACGGUGCAAAGUCUGAGACGGGAUAUGGCUGCGGUGAGACAUGCGAUGGGGCCAUGGUUCCGCUUGGACAGCCCCAGCGAACCGCCUCUGCAAAAUCAAUUUGCCAGCUCCUCGUCGUCCUCUGCGAGGGCGGUGGGGCACGGCGAGGGGUUUACUGAACGGCUUGAGGCACGUGAAUACGCCUCUUCGAUUGAUCCAUUGGCAUUUUAUUUCCCGGAAGCGAGUCAGGUCAGAAGGAGUGGGCACCGUGCUAGCACUAGCGUUGGCGGGGUAAACGGACAUGUUGGAUUGCCAGGACCAACAAUUGGGCACCAAGUGGGAUUCCAAAUGGCAGGGCCAGGAUCAGAACAAUUUGGGCAUCCACCUGGCUUGCGGACAACGGCCGUGGCACCUCUUGAUCUUGGAACGACAUUGGAAGGGACGUUGAAAGGCCUACGCGAGAGUGUUGUAAAUGUUGCAGCGGGAAUGGACUCGCUGGGUCGACGAAGCGAGAUCGCACUUACAAACGAAUCGCUGCGAUUGGGAGAAGAGGUGGUGUCGUUGCGAGGGAAUGUGCAUGGAUUGAGAAUGCAAGUACAUGCGAUGAUGAUGGAUAGAAAUGCACAGUUUACUGGACGAGGAAGUGGGGGAGACAACAACGAGGACGGAUUAGGGUGGAUGAUACCGCCUCCUGGGCAAAGAAUGUACGCUGGAUCGAUUACGAAAUUGUAA
Molecule: messenger RNA, 1368 nt
Organism: Laccaria bicolor S238N-H82
Lineage: Eukaryota; Fungi; Basidiomycota; Agaricomycetes; Agaricales; Hydnangiaceae
Exons: 5
Coding region: 1-1368 (455 amino acids)
Molecular function (GO): zinc ion binding
Source: RefSeq, a predicted model, not a curated record